AUGCAGAUCUGGCGCCCGCAGACUCGUGCUGGUCUCCUCCGGGUGCAGAGCUGUUUAUCGCCGCGGCCCCCCUCCACCUCAGGCCCCUCCCCACCUAAGGCCCCUCCUCCACCUCAGGCCCCUCUUCCACCCUCAGGCCCCUCCUCCACCUCAGGCCCCCCUCCACCUCAGGCCCCUCCCCACCUCAGGCCCCCCUCCACCUCAGGCCCCCCUCCACCUCAGGCCCCUCCCCACCUAAGGCCCCUCCUCCACCUCAGGCCCCUCUUCCACCUCAGGCCCCUCCUCCACCUAAGGCCCCUCCUCCACCUCAGGCCCCUCUUCCACCUCAGGCCCCUCCUCCACCUCAGGCCCCUCCCCCACCUCAGGCCCCCCCACACCUCAGGCCCCUCCUCCACCUCAGGCCCCUCCUCCACCUCAGGCCCCUCCUCCACCUCAGGCCCCUCUCCCACCUCAGGCCCCUCCUCCACCUCAGGCCCCUCCUCCACCUCAGGCUCCUCCUCCACCUCAGGCCCCUCCCCCACCUCAGGCCCCUCCCCCACCUCAGGCCCCUCCUCCACCUCAGGCCCCUCCUCCACCUCAGGCCCCUCCUCCACCUCAGGCCCCUCCUCCACCUCAGGCCCCUCCUCCACCUCAGGCCCCUCCCCCACCUCAGGCCCCUCCUCCACCUCAGGCCCCUCCUCCACCUCAGGCCCCUCCCCCACCUCAGGCCCCUCCCCCACCUCAGGCCCCUCCCCCACCUCAGGCCCCUCCUCCACCUCAGGCCCCUCCCCCACCUCAGGCCCCUCCUCCACCACCGUACGACGACACGAGCCUCAGAAAGUUACAGCCCAGGUGCUGCUCGGGCUGUUUUUACUGUUGGGUUCUCCUUGA
Knipowitschia caucasica is the source of this 870-nucleotide messenger RNA. Lineage: Eukaryota; Metazoa; Chordata; Actinopteri; Gobiiformes; Gobiidae. The record is from the annotation of a GenBank genome assembly.